GACCACCAAACCAUAAAAUCUCAAACAUUUAAAAACAAACGUGCAGAAAAGAAAAGCUGAGAAAUGCACCAUGAUGCACAAACUAGACAUCUUGAAUACGAGAAAAGAUCGGGGGUAUUGUCCUGUCUUUUGUAUCUUCGUUUUUUGUUCUUUGAUUUCUGUUGAUUAAUUCAAUAUUCGUGGUAGGUUAUUUACUUGGUCGGCCAGUCUCAUCGUUGUCCUCCCCUUUUCCGUUGUUAUAACUCUCAUUCUGCUUUGAGUAUGCAUAUGAAGUGGUCAACUUAUCCCUCAUCGUUUUGAUUCCGUUUUGAAACAUUUCCCUCAUUCUGUAUUUCAUUCUUGUCCGUUACACUUCGAGCAGCCAUACCACAUCACAGCACACACGACGUUGACAGAUUAUUCCGGGCCUCGGCCGGCAAGUCCUCCAGAAUGAAGAAAUCCUCACUGCCGCCUAUUCCUUUGGUCCUCUUGUUUACGACCAUUAAUAGAGUCGUCGCACAAAAAGAUAACGGAGAAGAUUGUUCGUGUUUUCGAACGGAUAGCGCAUCGUCUGGAUAUUUCACGUACCAUCGAUUUCAUGAUUUUCGAACAGUAGCAGCAGCUUCGCAGACUGUGCCCAAUUUGAUCUCGAAUGAAAGUGAUACAUCCAAUGCACUGGCAACGUCGGAAUUCUUUUCAGGACAGGCUUGGAAUAAUGAUUGGUCGACGCAGAAUUGGAAUAAUAGUGAUUCAAUGGAGAGUGGAAGUGGUGUGUUGAUGGUUAAUUCGGCGAAUAAUGUAUACAUUGAAACCUCUACCGAUAAUGAUACCGCCUACGAUACCUACCUUACCCUCCGCACAGCGCGUCUCGAGGGCUUCCAAUCCGUUGCCGAAUUCGACUCCAACGAGAAAAAUUUCCAAUAUAUGUCUGCCCGAUUUUUAGCUCGAGUCGUCGGUUCCGAGGGAGCGUGCGCAGGAAUGUUCACUUACCUCGAGUCUGAGCCUAUCCAAGAAGCCGACAUUGAGAUCCUAACAUCUGGUCCUCGUAAUGUGGUCCAAUACACAAACCAACCUUCCCUAAAUAAAGAAGGUGAUGCCGAACCCAGAGCUACAAGCAAUGCCUCAACUGCAGACGGUGCUAUGGACUGGAGUGUUUGGAAUAUAUAUCGAAUGGAUUGGAUGCCCAAACAGACAUCAUGGUAUGUUAACGGCGAAAGUGUGGCAAAUAUUUCGUACCAGGUUCCAAAGGAUCCAAGUGGUCUGAUAUUAAAUAUGUGGAGUGAUGGAGGGGAAUGGACAGGAAAUAUGAGUUUGUUUGAUGAGGCUUUCCUACAUGUUCAAUGGAUUGAAUUGGCUUUUAACACUAGCGGGGAUUUUGCGGGUAGCAAGAGGGGCCUGGAGAAGAGGAAAAGUAAGGGCUGUAAGGUUGUUUGUGGAAUUGAUGAAGGGGUUAAUGUUACGGGUACUCCGGCGUUGUUGAUCAAUAAUACGAAUGCGGCGGCAUUGGGAUGGAAGGAGGGGACAGGCUGUAUGGGGUGGGUCCCUGUCUUUGUGGUUGGGUUGGCUGCUUUUGGGUUGUUGUGAUAUUUUCGCUAUACACUUAGAAUAUAGCACGAAGAGUCAAUAGCUGGCAUCAACGUUUGAAAUAUAUGUCUAGAUUAUAUUUCAACCAUCGAUGUCAUGAUAUAUAGUCGGAUAUCACAUGGUUGGGUGUCAAGGGGGAGGGAGCGAGCUCUCUGUUUUAAUAGUUAAUGAUUUAAUGAAUGUGAAAAAAAUACUCAUCUAUCACA
Messenger RNA from Botrytis cinerea B05.10, 1769 nucleotides. RefSeq lists its product as hypothetical. Gene Ontology annotation, biological process: carbohydrate metabolic process. NCBI's taxonomy places the organism in Eukaryota, Fungi, Ascomycota, Leotiomycetes, Helotiales, Sclerotiniaceae. Gene Ontology annotation, molecular function: hydrolase activity, hydrolyzing O-glycosyl compounds. The coding region runs from base 430 to 1563 and encodes 377 amino acids. The transcript is spliced from 2 exons. The record is from RefSeq and is a predicted model, not a curated record.